Molecule: messenger RNA, 1728 nt
Organism: Selaginella moellendorffii
Lineage: Eukaryota; Viridiplantae; Streptophyta; Lycopodiopsida; Selaginellales; Selaginellaceae
Product: pentatricopeptide repeat-containing protein At4g02750-like
Exons: 1
Coding region: 1-1728 (575 amino acids)
Biological process (GO): RNA modification
Molecular function (GO): protein binding; RNA binding
Source: RefSeq, a predicted model, not a curated record
AUGUUCUUGGCCAAGGAAGAGCUCCACAGGUACCUGGGAUUGAUCCAGCGCUGCGCGACCCUAAUCGACGUCCACCGCGUCCACGUCCAAAUUGCCGCGACCAGGCACUACCUAAAGAACACUCUCCUGGCCAACACCCUGGUCCAAAUGUACGGAACUAUGGGCAGCCUGGCGGACGCACGGAACGCCUUCGACGCCAUCGCUGCCGCACGGAACCUCUUCUCCUGGAAUAUUCUCAUCGCGGCGCACGUACGGCACUCCCAGCCCGGCGAGGCGGAGAGAAUCUUUGCCAAGAUGCCCGCCCGGGACGUGGUGUCGUACAACACGGUGAUAGCGGCGCUGGCGAGGGCGGAUAGAGUGGUAGCGGCGAGCGAUCUCUUCUGUGAGUGCCCGGAGAGAGAUCCAGUGUCUUGGAACGCGAUAAUCACAGCGCUUGCCCAAUCUGGGCAUUUGGAUCUCGCGAUGGCGCUGCUUAAUCGAUCACCACAAUUCGGCCUCGUUUCGUCCACCUCGAUCAUGGCUGCUUGUGUAGCUCAAGGGCGGAUCGAUCGCUCGCAAGAAAUUUUUAAUGGGUUGCAACAACAGGACGUGGUCGCGCAGACGAUCCUCUUCGCGGCAUAUGCCAAAAUAGGGGAUAUUUCUCGCGCUCGCUGGAUGUUCGAUCGCAUCGCAAUCAAGGACUCCACAUCCUGGACGACAAUGAUCGCCGCAUACAUUGGCGGCAGCGAUGACGAUCUCCGAGAAGCAAGGAAUCUCUUCGAUCGGGUCCAAGACCCGGAAGCCGCGACUUAUAACGUGAUUAUUUCCGCAUAUGCCCAAAAAGGGCAAAUGGAGGAAGCCCGGCGAUUGCUGGCUCGCAUGCCUCAUCCUAAUCCAAUUUCUUGGACUACGAUCAUCUCAGGCUACAACAAGCUUGGCGAGAUCGACUGUGCCCGAGAAAUCUUCGAUCAAAUGCCCGAUCGAGACACGGUGGCCUGGAACGCGAUGAUCUCUGGCUACUGCCAGAGCGCGCGGCCCAGCGAGGCCUUGGAUCUCUUCAAGCUCAUGAUCGUGGAAGGGAUCAAUCCAGCGCGCGAGACAUUUGUGGCCGCGAUCGAUGCCUGCGCUGCCGUGCCCGCCGAGCGCGAGGGCAAGCUCGUCCAUGUCGAGCUCCUGGCCAGCGGCGUACGGCCCGACGACGCCCAGGCCCACAAUGCACUACUGUCCAUGUACGGUAGGAUGGGCCACCUGGAAGUGGCCAGGGAUCUCUUUGACGCCAUGGAAUCUUCCCGGGAUCGCGUCACCUGGACCGCCAUGCUGGCGGCAUAUGCCCAGAGCGGGCAUCUGCGGGAUGCGCUGGGGAUCUUCCAUGCCAUGGUGCUCCACGGCGAGGCCCCCGACGGCGUGACCUUCAUUAACGUCCUGGCAGCGUGCGCACACGCGGGCCUCGUACGGACGGGGUGGGCGCAUUUCGUGUCCAUGUGGCCCACGUACGGCGUGGAGCCGGGGGCCAGGCAUUUCGUGUGCAUGGUGGACAUGCUCGCGCGCUCCGGGGAGGUGUGUAAGGCCGCCGAGCUGGCCGGGUGUAUGCCGUACCAGCCCAGCUCCAUGGCGUGGAUGUCCAUGGCGGGAGCUUGCAGGGAGCAAGGGGAUGCCAUCCUGGGUGAAAAUGCGCUAGAAUAUGCUCUAGACGGACCCUUCGAUGCCCGGAGCGUUGCCGGGGUGGCACUCUGGUCUAAAAUGCGUUGA